CCCGAUUGCAUACCUGACAUGAAAUAGAAAAACAUUGCAUUAUAAAAAACCAAUAUCCGGUCGAAGGCGGCUGAGGAUGAAUAAUAGAUCCCUCCAUUUGAAAAAAAACGUCAAAACGCGCAUCACAAAAUCGCUUCAGCGGUUGCAAAACACCGGAACGAAACUAAGCUAGCUGAAAAAGGUUUCUAAAGAGAUGGAAUCAAUUACAUACUUUCCAAUAAAAUGUUUAUCAUUUUCGAGAAAGAGGCUGAAAGUUCUCGAAACGCAUACGUUUACCAACCCGAUGGAGUUAACCGGCAUGGACUCCACACCGAUAUGUUCAGGAAAGUGGCUAUGGUCUGAACCCCAUCAAAAGGACAUCUGAGAGCGCUACAGAUUUAGUAUUCUACAAUCGUUUAUCCAAACAAACAUUGACACAGAAAAUCAUCGAAAUCGAAGGAUUAUAUCAUUUAGCUCAUUCCAACCGAUUUUUCAGAUGUAGCCAUUAAUAUACAACGCCAAAAUGAAAUACCAUAAAUUUAUAUGAUCAUGAAAGAUAUUUUUUUUUUUACAAAAUUUAAGCCCAACAUACAUAUCUCUCUUUUUUUGAGAAAAAUAUCCUUUUUCACCUUCUCCCUGACUUUAUCUGACAGCUACAACGCCGACAUCACACUGACACUUUUCGCAGACAUUGCGGCGACGCAAAUAUUGCACCAGCCAUUGUAUUGAUGACCAGCCAAAUAAAUAUUUACAAACUAUUAGCGUCGAGAAAUAAUUUUUGAUUAACAUUACAAAGAACUUAGCAACCUCUAAACGUAAGCAGACAAUCAAAUAUGGCCUCAACUGAAACAAAAGAAAAUAACAGUCUGCUUGUGUCCAUGGGUUUCUCCUGUGUACUGAGUUUGUCAAUAUUACUUAUGAUGAGCCUUUAUGCAAAUUGGAUUGCCAACACGGAAUUGCCCUCGAUUGUGAUUGGGCUGAUUGGUACACUGCUCCUACUGAUUUCCGUAGCACUUGUUUCCAGAUCUGUUAUUUUAGUAUUUGGCAAUGAAUUCCAUGCUAAAUUCAUACCAGAUAUAUUGGCGUGUGUGGCACUUGCGGCGGCUGCAUUCGGUGUUGUACAUCAAAUUUGCACCAUGACAUGGAUUCUUUUUGGUCUCGUGGCAGUGUAUGGUGCCAAUCGCAUCUGCCUUAAGUUCAUUGAUCGUGCAACCUCAACAGAAAAGCUAACGCCAAGUAAAUCAGAGAAAAAGAAGAAGAAGCUAAAACGUCAAUUCAUAUAAGUAUGCAUUUCCAGCUAAUUAUUUAAAUUUAAAAAAAAAAAAAAGAAAAAUUAAUUACAAGUACUAGUUAUGCCUUAAAUGAACUUUCAUAAUUCAGCUUUAGCUUUUCUAAAAAAAAAAAUUAGUAACCAAAAUUUGAGAAAAUGAUAUGUAUAUUAAAAAUAUGUUAAAAAAGAUACCUUAAAGCGAAAUUUAAAUUAACAAAUUACAAAGUUGACAAAUAUAAAAUAUAACGGUUUGUUUAUAAAGAUCUACAGUGAAAAAAGUAAUACACCUUCCUCACAAGUGUCUAUUAUAGUAAUUAAGAAGUCCAUUAAAAAUUUUAAGAAAAUAUUUACAAAUAUGAACAUAAAAUACCUAAACGCUUUUCGCACGCGAAUUCAAUAAUACAAAAUGGAAGCCUUUCACGAACAAAGCGUAAUUUAAUUCUGAACCUAAAGGUGUCGUCAAACGUAGCAAUUUUCACGCAAAUUUUAUUUCCUUUACGCAUGUUGCUGUCAGAAAAUUUUCAAAUUCCACAUGUGAACAGCCUGAAGCUAGUUUGUGCAAUUUAAUUUUAUUUAUAAUUGCUGAAGUAAAAAUUUCAUUUAUCGGCAAUUUGAUAUCAGAAAUUAAAUUUUUAAUUGCCAGCAAUUUUCCCCCCUUAAAAUUGCUGUCAUCGGAAUUAAAUUAAUUAAUUAGCAAAGAUUUAAAAAAAAA
This is a messenger RNA of Ceratitis capitata (Mediterranean fruit fly), 1961 nucleotides long. RefSeq names its product protein KRTCAP2 homolog. The coding region runs from base 813 to 1262 and encodes 149 amino acids. The record is from RefSeq and is a predicted model, not a curated record. Lineage: Eukaryota; Metazoa; Arthropoda; Insecta; Diptera; Tephritidae. The transcript has 5 exons.